AUGGAACAUCCAGCUUAUACUUUAUCAGGUUUAGUCCUCGUUGGUGGUAUUGCCGGUUAUGCUAAAAAAAAAUCAAUCCCAUCAUUAGCAGCAGGAUUAAUAUUUUCAGCAGCAUUUGGUGGUGCAGGUUAUCUAUUACAUAAAAAUGCUGAUUAUGGAUUAGAAUUAGCUUUAGGUUCAUCCACUUUAUUAUUAGCUGCAGGUAUUGCUAGAGGGUUACCAGUUAAAUUUUCCAAACCUGUUCCAUUAAUUUUAACAACUUUAGGUUUAUUAGGUAGUGGAUAUUAUGCUAAAAAGUAUAAUGAAUUUUAUCCAAUCUUUUGA
Messenger RNA from Hansenula anomala, 324 nucleotides. RefSeq names its product Tmh11p (gene TMH11). The transcript has 2 exons. Lineage: Eukaryota; Fungi; Ascomycota; Saccharomycetes; Phaffomycetales; Wickerhamomycetaceae. Gene Ontology annotation, cellular component: membrane. Bases 1 to 324 code for a protein of 107 amino acids. The record is from RefSeq and is a predicted model, not a curated record.